AUGUCCCGAUAUACAUUGGCCACAAUGAUAUUAAAAACACACGGAGAGGAAAGCCUGAAAGUGCCCCAUCAGUAUACGUGGGAAUAUGAACUGAAAUGGUAUUUCCAGAAUGUGAACUGGUUCUAUGUGAUGUGGUUUGUGGGCACGCCCAUUCCUAUGGCAUUUGCAGCCCUGUAUGUUCCUGUUCAGUGGAAAACAGCCCUGCUAGCCGUGACUUAUGGUGUUGGGGCAGCCUUUGGCAUCACAGUCGACACCGACCAAGAUCCGUAUAAUGCCCGUCGGGGUCUGCUAUUUUCUCAUAUUGGAUGGAUGCUUGGCUACAAUCCGGAAAACUGGGGUCCAGUCGAUACAUCAGAUCUAAAGAAAGACCCUGUUGUUGUUUGGCAGCAGCGAUACUAUGUCCUUAUUGCCGUGACGGCUUGUCUUCUGCUCCCAACUGCAGUUGCAUACUAUGGUUGGAAUGAUUGGCAAGGUGGAUUGCUAUACGGCGGACUCAUUCGCGUUUCCUGCGUCUCACAUUCUACCUUUUUGGUCAACUCAGUAUCGCAUGCCACUUGGGCCGGAAAACAGCCAUAUACUACCAAGUCGACAGCACGGAAUGUUCCUCUUCUCGCUAUUUUAACGUUGGGAGAGGCAAACCAUAACUAUCACCAUGCCUUCCCUUCUGAUUAUCGGAAUGGAAUCGAGUGGUAUGAGCCCGAUAUGUCAAAAUGGUUGAUCUGGGCUUUGGGGAAACUGGGUCUCGCGUCAGAUCUCAAGUUUGCUAGGCCAGUUGAGAUCGAGCUAUCACGUCUACGCCAUGAAAAUAGCAGACAGCAUGCGCAGAGCCCUGGUUAUGUUAACAAGACACCUCAAUUACCUCGGAUAGACUGGGUGAAGUACAUCAGUCUGGCCAAUAGUGGUCGUUGUUUGGUCUACAUAGGAGGAUUUGUGCACGAUGCAACAGAAUUUAUGCAGGACCACCCUGGAGGGUGCCACCUGGUUCAACAAGCUAUUGGAACUGAUGCGACGGACGCUUUUUAUUCUGGCUUUCAUCCUCACUCUCCGCACGCCGAGGCCGUGCUUGCAAGUCUGCGUGUGUUUCGCGUUGAUGAAGUUGAUGAUAUACAAUGUUCAAGCUAA
Penicillium antarcticum is the source of this 1122-nucleotide messenger RNA. Its product is annotated as acyl-CoA desaturase. The transcript has 2 exons. Gene Ontology annotation, molecular function: iron ion binding; heme binding; stearoyl-CoA 9-desaturase activity. Gene Ontology annotation, biological process: unsaturated fatty acid biosynthetic process. NCBI's taxonomy places the organism in Eukaryota, Fungi, Ascomycota, Eurotiomycetes, Eurotiales, Aspergillaceae. Gene Ontology annotation, cellular component: endoplasmic reticulum membrane. The record is from RefSeq and is a predicted model, not a curated record. The coding region runs from base 1 to 1122 and encodes 373 amino acids.